UACGGUGUGAAUAUUGAGACAGUUCAUUACAGCAAAUCAAAUUCUGAGUGUGUUAUUAAGAGUGAAAGAGAAAGGCAGAGAGAGAGAGAGAGACUACUCUACUCCCACUACCUGGAGAGGGGGAGGGGCCUGCCCUGUCAGCAGAGUGUGUGUCAGAGCUCAGCAGUCUCAGAUCUUUGCUAUGGUGAGAACACCCAGGAGAGCUGCAUUCCUGAAGCAUCCAGCGAACGAGUGAGGGAGACAGAUAGAAACCGAGAGGGAGAGAAAGAUAGAAAGUACAGACGAACAGAUCAGUUUAGUCUCCAGCCACCUCGUCUGACUCUGACCCCCGCUGGACUUUACCUCCCUCCCUCUUUCACUGGGACUACACUUCCUGAUCCCUCUCUCCAGAGCUUGGAGGAGCGAGUGGAAUCUACCUGAGAGAGAAAAAGCUAGAAAGAGAGCGAGAGCUGAGAAGGAAGACAUUUCCACACCUGAGAGGAGUCAGUAAUACCAUGCAAUGCUGAAUUGAGCCAGAUUGAGCCAAGCCAAGCGGAUCUGAACUGAAGUCCUUGUCGCAUCUCGUAGCGUGGCAUCUCAGAUGGAGCUGAAGGUGUGGGUGGAUGGAGUGGUGCGCGUGGUCUGUGGCCUAUCAGAGGAGACUUCCUGCCAGGAUGUGGUCAUCGCACUGGCUCAGGCCAUUGGUCAGACGGGUCGCUACGUGCUGAUCCAGAGACUGAGGGACUCAGAGAGGCAACUGUUAGCCAAUGAGAAGCCCCUGGAGUCCCUGGCCAAGCUGGGCCAGCACAGCAACGACGUCCAGUUCUUCCUGCGCCGCACCGGCCCCAGUAGCAGUGAUGGACCAGGGUCUGGCUCUGGCUCCAGCCAGGACCGGGUCGUCCCUCUUCCCCUGCCCAAACACCCCGACCCAGAGCCCCUCAAACACAACCAGCCCAAGAAGUCCCUCACCUUCAACCUGGGGCCCUCCACCUCCCCCAGAACCAAAGCCAAGCAGCUCAUCAGGAAGUCUCCCCGCGACUCCCCCGAACAGAGGGCCUCACCCAGCCCCAUCCCUCCCCACCAUGCUCCCUCCCCCUCCCCACACUCCCCCUCCCCCUCUCCCUCCUCACACUCCCCCUCUCCCUCCCCUCCAGUGGGCCCAUCCAAAGAGGAGGUUUUCCGGCAGGUUCUUCAGCAGCAGGAGAGGUUGAGGGCCAUUGAGGCCCAGCUGGAGGCCAUGGAGAGAGACUCUCGGUCCUGGAACAGGGCCUCCCCAGCCCCCUCCCCUUUCCCAGAGGCUCAUCUCCAGGAGGAGAUGGAAGCUCUGGAGCAGGCAGCUAGGAGGAACCAGGCUGAGUUGGCCCAUGAGACGUUCUGGGAAGAAGAGCUGCAGGUGGAGGUGGAGAGAGAGAGGGGGAUGAGGAGGAGGCUGGGGGAGCUCCAUUCCAAGAUGGACGACUGCGGCCGGAGACUCCAAGACUUCUCAUCUCGCUCCGCCCAGCUGGAGCAGCAGAUCCAACGGGAGAGCUUGGGGGGCGGCGCCCAGCCUGCGAGGGCCAAUCAGGCAGGGGGUGAGGAGUCCCUAGGGGUGAUGAGGGCGGAGCUACAGAGCCAGGGGAGGCACAGCGAGGAGCUGGAGGGGGCGUUAUCAGAGACGGACAAGGCUCUGGGGAAGGCCGCAUCACUGCUGCAGGAGAAGCAGGAGGAGUUGGAUGAGCUGAACAAGGAGUUGAGGCAGUGUAACCUGCAGCAGUUCAUCCAGCAGGCGGGAGUCGUGCCGGCACACACACACUCACGCACAGACCUCAGCGACCAGCUGGACCAGCUAGAACUGGCUCACCUGCUACAGGAAGGAUACAGGAACGGAGGACUGGGCCUGCUCCCCUCAGAGUCGCCUCCCCGCCCCACAGCCAAGCAGUUCCUGGGACACCCCCGCAACCUGCAGAACCCGCUGGUGUCCAGCCUCAACCCCGAGGCUGUACUGGGACACCCAGGCAGGUGAUGUAGCUGUGAGUUCUUCAUGAUUCCCCACAGUAUGUCACUGUGUCCCCUCCCCCAGUCAGUCCAGCGAUGCAGGGUGUCUCUCCACCCUCAGAACAACAGGCCUAUUCUCUACAGACAGCUGUGUCUCAACACAACCACAAUGUUACACUGUCACCACUCUAUUUCUGUAUAAAAGAGUGGGCCUCAUUUGAAUGCAAAAAUACAAUUUUUUGCUGCUUACAAUUGAUAAAUGAGGCUCAAUGAAUGACCAUUCUGACUGUAGUGUAAAAUAAAAUUGUGUUUGAUUAUUGUGUCAGAGAGGCUUUUAUGUCUCUGUUUGGGAGAUUACUUCCAUAUUGCCUUGUAUGUUGGUGACCUUUGACUUCCAAAGAGAGAGAGAGAGCCUGACCUCAGAGCUCUGUAAGGUGUAUUGCACAGUCCAUUCUCUCCCCUGUGUGAGGUCAUGAACAAUUUAAACAUGCAUCCUUCCUUCCUUCCUUCCAUGACGUAAUCUCUGAUCCAACUUGAUUGGAUAGGGUAAAGUAAUAUUUCAGAUUAGUCAUUACUUCUAAGGACAGAGAAUGGAACAAUGCAUUUCAGAAGUACUGAUAAAGGGCCACAAACUUAGUAUGUGGGAUGUUGGGUUUCCUCCUAACUGGUUGGAAUGGGUUUCCCCGGUGUGUGUGCUCUCUCCCUCCUCCUUUGGACUGUUUCACUGGCUUUAAUGGGGAAAUAGAAGUAGCAUGCUUGAGGUAGAAGUUGCCCCUCACCACAGAUCUAGGAUCAGAUGUCCCUAUGACCCAAUCCAUUAGGUAGUUAAAUAAUUAUCUGAAUCAGACUCUGAAUCAAUGGUUAGGGCCAACUUCUACCCACUACCAGGGCAUGCUUUACUAUCUCUAUCUAUCAAGCUCUCCUUCCGCCUUAACAAGAAAAUUGGUUUCGAGAAAAGUGUUUUCCAAACCAAACCAAAUGAAUGGAGACAUCAUCCCCACUUAUUUUUGUGUAUCUUGCAGUCGUGACAUCCAGAGAAUCAUCAUGGAGAUAAAACAAGGGACGGCAGGGCCAAGGAGUUGUUCACUGUUCAGUUAAAGGGAUAGUUAACCCAAAUUACAAAGUUACACAAGGGUUUCCUUACCCUGUAAGCAGUCGAUGGACAAGGUAUGACAGCAAUCCAUGCUUUGGUUUAGAUUCCCUGGUACUGUUUCCACAUACAAACGCUUUAGCAUUUGUGGCAAAAAUCUCAUUCAAGUCAUGGGACCGAUAUUGGCAUUUUUUUGCGCAUCAUGUCCAUAUCAUCCAAAAGUAUCUAAAAUUGAUUGUGAAGCUCAACAAAGUCACUUAUAGAUGUUUUCAACAUGAUGCGCGAAAAAUGCUAAUAUCGGUCUCAUGACUUUAAUGGGAUUUGUGGCACAAAUGCUAAAACGUUAGCAUGUGGAAACAGUGCCAGGAACACUAAACCAAUGCAUGGAUUGCUGUCAUGCAUUGUCUAUAGACUGCUUACAGGGUAAGGAAACCAAUAUGUAAUUUAGUAAUUUGGGUGAACUAUCUCUUUAAUGUCACCACCACAUAUUCUAUUUAACCCCUGUCUGUCUUUAUAACUACUGUCUGUCAAUAUUAUUAUCCAGAUUACCACAUAUACUACAGUGGAAGCUGCUGAGGGGAGGACGGCUCAUAAUAAUGGCUGGAAUGAAGUCAAUGGAAUGGCAUCAAACACAUCAAACACGUGGUUUUCAUAUGGUUGAUACCUUUCCAUUGACUUCUAGAAAUGAUUAUGAGCCGUCCUCCCCUCAGCAGCCUCCACUGAUAUACUAUAUACAUACUGUAUAUACUACAUAAAUAUAUUUACAGCAUUUGGCUACUGUAUACUGUAUGAAGUACGAUACAUAGUACCUAUGUAUGAAAUGUAAAAUAAUUUAGGAAACCUUUUACCUAGAGAAUUAUUACUUUGUGUAUUUAAAUAUAAUAAAAGAUGGUGCGUUAUGUUUGAGAUAA
This is a messenger RNA of Coregonus clupeaformis (lake whitefish), 3954 nucleotides long. RefSeq names its product ras association domain-containing protein 8-like. The record is from RefSeq and is a predicted model, not a curated record. Lineage: Eukaryota; Metazoa; Chordata; Actinopteri; Salmoniformes; Salmonidae. The transcript is spliced from 6 exons. Bases 581 to 1981 code for a protein of 466 amino acids. Gene Ontology annotation, biological process: signal transduction.